AUGACGGAAGACAAGAAGCGGGGCACCGACCAUAGCAACAACGACAAACCCUCCAACGAUCCCCCCAAACCAACCGACAAAGACAAUCCAACCACCCCAUCCCUCGCAAAUCGCAUCCAAAGCUCAGCCUCAGGCCUAGCCCGACAAGCCUUCUCCACGCCCAGCUCAUCAGAUGCGGCCCUCCUCGCUAACAGCGGCAAACCCUCCUCAUCCUCUUCCGCCCUAGCACCCGCAGAACAAUACUCCCAAAUCUCCGGCCCCUCCUCAAGGUCUCAAUUGCGUGAUACUACCCAUAAUGCAGAGACAUUCCGGUCACCAACUACAACAACAACAACCCAACAACAAGGCGGGUUCACAAUCCCCCAAUUAACCGAGGAGGAAUUCGCGCACGGAGAUAGUAGCUCACUGGGGCUGGGCGAUGACUUCCUCCAACCCUCCGACAAGGGAAAGGGAAAACAAAGAGACCUAGCCUCGAUAUCUUCCACCACUGAAACAUCAACUACACAUGGCUACCACCACCACCAACAACACAUCCUCAACCCAACCGACGGCUCAGCAGUCCUUUCCCUCCUUUCCUCCAAGACCUUCGACCCAUCAUUCCCACCCUCAGCGCACGAGCCACUCGACAUUAUCGAAACAGAGCCAUCGCCACCUCAACCGCUCUCACCAGCCGAGAUCCAAAUGCUCGAGACAUUCCGCCGCCAUAUGACGCCCUCCCUGGACGCUUCGGCCCCGGCCCCGGCUUCGACCCAUAGACUCACGUCUGCCAGUCUCGUUCCAGAUAUUGAUACGAUACUGGGGAGUGCUGCCGUACAGACCGAUGUGGAUGCUGCGGCCUUAAGGGAUAGUGUUUUGGGGAGUUUACCGGGGUCGGAGGAUUGGGUUGCGGUGGAGGAGCGGUAUCAUGAUGAGGUUUGGGGAUGGCUGAGACCAACUUUGGAGGCUGCUGCUAAGGAGAUAGAGGAGAGGAAGGAAAAGCAGGGGAACCAGCGGGGAGAGGAUGGGCCGGCUGUGCAGCGGUUGAAGAUGAUUUUGAGGCAUAUGCGGGCUUGA
Aspergillus alliaceus is the source of this 1053-nucleotide messenger RNA. RefSeq lists its product as uncharacterized. The record is from RefSeq and is a predicted model, not a curated record. Bases 1 to 1053 code for a protein of 350 amino acids. The transcript has a single exon. Lineage: Eukaryota; Fungi; Ascomycota; Eurotiomycetes; Eurotiales; Aspergillaceae.